GCCUGGAAUCUUGGAUAUAAGGACUCUUUUGUCUGCAACUUCUUCACACUCUCUAGUCCCUCUUCUAAAACUUCAUCUCCCCUGCUCCAGAGAACGGAGAGGCGACAGCUUUCAUACAGUUAAAUAGCUAGGGACACUGUUUUUGUGUGCCAAGAGAGAGAGAGAAGUAAAGAAGAGAAGAUGAUUUGGAGCUCAAGAAGUUGCAAAAGGGUCUUUGUUUUUGUGGUUCUUUUAGCAUCCUCAGCUGCUGUUGCACUGAUUGAAGAUGGUUCACUGAUCAACGGUGAUUUUGAGACCCCUCCACCAGGAGGCUUCUCCCCAGACGCACAAUUCCCAGAUGGGCCCGCCACAAUCCCUAGCUGGAAAUCAAACGGCACCGUAGAAUUAGUCGAAUCGGGUCAAAAACAAGGUGGGAUGAUCCUGAUCGUACCUCAGGGUACACAUGCAGUGAGGCUCGGAAACGACGCCGAAAUUAGUCAAGAAGUCAAAGUAGAAAAGGGUUCCAUCUAUUCGGUCACGUUUAGCGCUGCUCGCACGUGCGCUCAGCUAGAGUCACUGAACGUGUCUGUUCCGCCUGCGUCACAGACAAUUGAUUUGCAGACUUUGUACAGUGUUCAUGGCUGGGAUUCUUAUGCGUGGGCCUUUCAGGCAGACGUGGAUGACGUACGCGUUGUGUUUAAAAAUCCUGGCAUGGAGGAUGACCCCACUUGUGGGCCCAUCAUUGAUGAUAUUGCCAUCAAGAAGCUUUUCGUACCAGAUAAAUCCAAAGAUAAUGCAGUACUUAAUGGUGAUUUUGAGGAAGGCCCUUGGAUGUUCAGGAAUGCUUCACUCGGUGUCUUGCUCCCAACUAAUCUGGAUGAAGAAACAUCCUCAUUACCUGGUUGGAUAGUGGAAUCCAACAGAGCAGUGCGGUACAUCGAUUCUUACCAUUUCACAGUCCCAGAAGGCAAACGAGCUAUCGAAUUGCUCUCUGGAAAGGAAGGCAUAAUCUCCCAGAUGGUGCAGACGAAGCCAAACCAACGUUACAGAUUAACAUUUUCGUUAGGCCAUGCUGGGGAUUCAUGUAAGCAACCUUUAGCUGUAAUGGCCUUUGCUGGUGAUCAAGCUCAGAAUAUUCAUUACACUCCAGAUUCGAAUUCGACAUUCCAGUCAGCGAAUCUGAACUUCACAGCAAAAGCUGAGAGGACUCGCGUCGCAUUUUACAGCAUCUAUUACAACACAAGAACUGAUGACAUGAGCUCUUUGUGUGGACCAGUGGUGGAUGAUGUUAGGGUGGAAAAGUCGGGAUCUCGCGACAUCAAGCUUCAAGGGUUCAGAUUAACAAUGUGCUUGUUUCUUCAUUUCUUUCUUUUGCUUUUGGUUUAGAUUAUGGUGAUCGUCUAGCUACGGUAUCUGUUUGAAUGUUGGUAAACUACAUUCUCUAAUCUAUAUAUGUUUCAUGUGAUUUUCUGGUUUUGCAAUGAGAAAUGGGAAGGGGCUCAUUUCGUUGAUCUA
This is a messenger RNA of Coffea arabica (coffee), 1494 nucleotides long. RefSeq names its product BIIDXI-like protein At5g11420. Gene Ontology annotation, cellular component: plasma membrane. Lineage: Eukaryota; Viridiplantae; Streptophyta; Magnoliopsida; Gentianales; Rubiaceae. The record is from RefSeq and is a predicted model, not a curated record.